This is a messenger RNA of Somion occarium, 2592 nucleotides long. Lineage: Eukaryota; Fungi; Basidiomycota; Agaricomycetes; Polyporales; Cerrenaceae. The record is from the annotation of a GenBank genome assembly.
GUUGAAGACGAGAAGACCGUCGAGGUCUUAUAAAUGGUCAAGUCGAAAGGUCAGUUAGCGCCCGCGUUAGCGAUUCCAAGUUAAGGCGCUUGCUUGGGCGCUUGACGCUUAAUCUACAGUCUCUUACGGCGUACGCGUGGUUGGCGCCUAUCCUUCCUAACGUUCAGACUUACUCGCCGGGAUGAAAGGCAUAGGGUCCUCUUGCUAUGGCUUUAUUUGAAGACCUUCCAAUUGAGCUGUUACCAAUAAUAGCUCAACACAUUGUGAAACCAAGCCAUCUUGUCCAACUUUGUCUCGUAAAUCGAGCAUUUGAUGUAUUUGCUCGCGAGUGCCUCUACCGUCAAGUGUACAUAUACACCUGGCAUAAGGAUGUAAAAACUAAGGUGUUGAAGCUAUUCGAGACGCUUGCGUCCUCCCCUCAUCUCGCUCAGUAUGUAGAACAAAUGACAAUACGAGACUUUCCUCGAGCACUUUUACUUGAUGACAGGGUAGAAGCGUUACAGCUUUGUUCGAGAGGAAUCGCAAACUGCAUCAAUCUUCGGGCGUGUUCUUGGACCCGCCACGGUUCGCUCAUGACGGACGUCGUGUUGGCUCUGCAGCAACUACCUCUCCUUACAGAUCUGGAAAUAAACUCAGAAACACACUACUUGUUCAAACCGGAAAUCUUGACAGGCUUCACUCACCUUCGCAAGAUCUCGUUGAUCAUGCCAAGUAGACCAAUCAUCAACUUGCUACCCAUUUGGAUAACCGCGACCACCACCACACUUCGGCAUCUAACUCUCAUCUGCAAGUCUUCGACGCGCGUGAACGACGAACUGUUGGCUACAUUGGCCCCGAAUCUCACAAAUUUGGAACAUCUGUACUUAGUCGGUUGUCCAAAGGUCACCCACAAAGGUGUAUUGUCUGUCCUUGCAUCAAAUACGCCCGGUAUACGCGGUUUAGGCAUGGAAGGUCUAUCAUCCACAUUCGAUAUGGUGGAAUUUAGUCAACAAUGCCUCGAAUCAGGCGCUUUGGAGCAUUUGCGGUCUAUCACUCUCACCGGCCCUCUGAAGACAUCGUCACAUGCGUGGGCCCAGCAGGUCAUUAAUCUACUCUCGAUGUCUCCCUUAGAGAUGUUCCAUAUCUCCACGAUGGGAGGGGAAGUCGGCGGAACGUUGAGUGAUGAAUUAUGCGAGCAAAUUGUGUCCACGCAUGGGCUCAACCUGCGACGCUUCUCUGUGGAUCGUAUGGGCAUAAGUAUUCACGCUAUACGUAGAAUCUGCCAAGAAUGUACCAAGCUCGAAGAAUUGUUUGUCACAGCAAACCAAGACGACAUGGACGCACUGGGUUCUUGCUUGGCAUAUACCCGUACUCUCCGUUCACUGCAUGUGAAAAGACCGGUCGGUCAAGGUUCAGAUACUGCACCUUUAGUCUCAGAAAGCCAAGUCCUAUCGAUGGUGAACAAGUGUGGGUCCGAACUGCAACAGAUAGGUCGCAAUACUCGAGUCUGGCAGGUAUCACGAGAGGUCAAAAGAGCAGCCGACGGUUCCUUGACUGUGGAACGAGUAUUAGUUCCAUACGAGCUCCCGGAGAUCCCAGAACAGUUCCUCGUCAUUAGGACGUGAUGGUAUUUAUUAGUGAUCGACAGUGAGCCUUUUGCGACACAUUUUCAAUGAAUGCCCUGAUUCUGUCUUGCAUUUAGUCAUUGCAAUCAUUGGAGAUAUAAAAAUUGUACAUAUGAAAGAAGCCGUGAACACUGCUACAAAAGUUGUCCGCAAUGAAGUCUAUGAAGUCCGUUUACGAAUUUGUCACCCAUCCUCAACACAACCUCGUUAUCUCGUACGUACAGUCGGUUCAACGUGUCUCUAGAGUCUAAGUCAUACAGUGUCUUCGUCAUAAGCGUCAAUGCCAGGACAUUAAGGAUGGGCCCUCAUUCUCCGUGGCCUCGGUCGACGUGCUGAGUGUGAAUUCGUUUUGGGGCCAUCGCCCACAGCCGGCAGGGGCGGGAUGUCCUGCGCCUGCCCAAGGUCGACCGACGCAGUCACUGCAGUCGGUGCUGCAAGGGUAUGCAUCAUAAAGAAGCAAAGAGCUGCUGAGAUGGCAUAAGGGAUGCGCAUUGCGUUGCUAUUGACCAGAUUAACAAUAUAUCCCCAGCGUCCUGUUGGGAAGAUGAAGAAACACUCACCGACAAUAAACAAAACAGGAUUGUUGAUGGUGUGAGGGGACUUAGGAUUAUGACCGCUAGUAAGGGAGGAGACAGGGGUUAUAAAUACAGGAGAGAGGAGCCUAGGCCGGCUGUUCCAACGUAAAGUCCAAUCGUGAGGCAAAGAGCUGAGGGUGGCAAGAUGGGGAAAUCAUCAGAACGUGGAAGCAAUAACUUUAUAGUGACCUCAGAAAGCGCGGCAUUCGUGCACAGUGCGGUGAUCUCACAGUGUCUUAAGGCCUUGUUCCCAGGUUUCGGCUCGGAGCCUCUUCGCGUCUACAUUUGCAUUUAUGGCGCUCACAGCCAGAGUGAUACAGCCUCAGCAUUGGAAAGUCCCCGAGACUGCCGGGGUAAAUUGGACAUACAGAAAUAUGUAACAUAGUGAUAGUAACGCAGAAGACAUUGAGAAG